Messenger RNA from Sciurus carolinensis (gray squirrel), 2333 nucleotides. It is a transcript of the gene Mrps27, whose product is annotated as mitochondrial ribosomal protein S27. Gene Ontology annotation, molecular function: protein binding. The record is from RefSeq and is a predicted model, not a curated record. The coding region runs from base 324 to 1403 and encodes 359 amino acids. Lineage: Eukaryota; Metazoa; Chordata; Mammalia; Rodentia; Sciuridae. Gene Ontology annotation, cellular component: mitochondrion. The transcript is spliced from 12 exons.
UGGCUACUUCUGGCUCGGAAAGUGACGCUGCCUCAUCUCUUAUCGGCAGGUAGAAGAGGUCUGCUUUCUGCAGCAUAUGUGAACAACCACAAAUGGGAAGCAAGAGAAAAAGAACAUUGUCACCUUGAACCUGUGCAUCUGCUGGCCCCUUGCUGAAACCUGAAGUGUGACUUUGACUGUGGAAGCCCGUGGUCCAGAAGCCUGUGGUGGUGGCCCUCUGCAAGCUGCAGCUGUCCCCGCUUUCCUGGCCCUCCCCGCUCUGUGCGGUUUUCUGCCUCAUUCAUCACACCAACACUAUAAUGUGAGCGGAUCUUGCAUCUUUAAUGGACCAAACAUAUGAGAGAAAACUGCCUGUUAGUUCUUUAACAAUAUCACGGUUUGUGGACAACAUUUCAUCUCGAGAAGAGAUAGAUCAUGCAGAAUAUUACCUUUACAAAUUUCGACAUAGUCCCAACUGCUGGUACCUAAGAGACUGGACUAUCCACACAUGGAUUAGACAGUGUCUAAAAUAUGGUGCAGAAGACAAAGCCUUGUAUACCCUCUUAAAUAAGGUUCAAUACGGAAUUUUUCCAGAUAACUUUACAUUCAAUUUACUGAUGGAUUCUUUCAUAAAGAAAGAAAAUUACAAAGAUGCUUUAUCUGUGGUUUUUGAGAUCAUGAUGCAAGAAGCCUUUGAAGCGCCUUCCACCCAACUUCUCUCCCUGUAUAUUUUAUACCACUGCCUGGAAAAGAAGACAGACUUCAGUUGGGAAGAAGAGAGGAACUUUGGUGCAUCCCUUUUACUUCCAGGCCUAAAACAAAAGAACUCAGUGGGUUUGAGUUCCCAGUUGUAUGGCUAUGCACUUCUUGGGAAGGUGGAAUUGCAGCAUGGGCUGCGAGCUGUGUACCACAACAUGCCUCUGAUAUGGAAACCAGGCUACCUUGACCGGGCCCUUCAAGUAAUGGAGAAGGUGGCCUCUUCCCCAGAAGAGGGAAAGCUGUGUAAAGAAGCGCUCGAUGUGCUAGACGGAGUGCUGCAAACGCUGGCAUCCCCAGCCGAAGGGGCUCCCGAGAAACAGUCCCAAGAAAGUGAAGACAACCAGGGCUCAGAAAACCUGGUGGAGCAGCUAGACAUAGAGGAGCCAGAACAAUCCAAGCUUCCCCGAUACCUGGAACGAUUUAAGACCUCACAGUCCAAGCUGCAGGCUCUGGAUAGAGUUGAGUCAAAAAGCCUCUUGACUCUGACCACCCAGCUUGUCAAGGAAAAGCUCCCCGCCUGUGAGGCAGAGGACCUUGCCGCCUAUGAGCAGAAGCUGCAGCAGUGGCAUCAGGAUCUGACGCAGUUGAUCCAGAGGGAGCGGGAGCAGAGGGAGAGAGCAAAACAGGAGCACCAGGCCCGGAAAGCUGCAAAGGCAGCAGCUUAACAGCCCCAGGCUGCCCUGCAUGAGAACCAAGGCUGCCACAGCACUCACCAGCAACAGGGCGGGCCCCCAGCCUCCGCUAUCUGACUUCUUGUUUUCUCAAAGCAAGUUUCAGGUGAUCUUAAAGCCACAGUGUGCUACAUAUCAGGAUACUGUGACUGCCCAGCCAGAAGCCAAGAAGGGCUGAGGAACUCGGCAAGUGGCAAGUUUUGAGGCCCUUGGUGGCGCAGGGAUCCAUUGUGAGCAUGGAGGGUUGGCAGUACAAAGUGAGGGAGCUGGGGAGACUGGCUGAAGAGUCAGGGCUCCCUGUUCUGCCCAGACACAGCAGGCCAAGGUAAACAGCAGGUCCUAAGACCUCCUGCCUCACUGUCCUCACUAGUGUACCUUCCCUAUGAACCAACUGUAGGUGCUCACCAUUCCACUCCUUCCCACCAUGCCUUGCCCAUAUGAUUCUGCUCUGGGAAAAAUCCAGGACAGUAGUGUACUCAGGACCGUGACCCCACUAGAUUUCAAAUUUUAGACACUGAUGGUGAUAGUUUUAGAAUGUAAGAGCCUUUGAGGAGAAACCCAGCCCUAGCCGUGAACCUUCUCAGCAUGACUUCAUCAUGUUGAGGUAAUUUUUCCAAAGCAUUGUCUAGCUGCCUUAUCAAGGAGGUAGAAUGAGCCUUUUGUAUACGCAUGCACACACGCGCACAGCACAUUUUUGUUAAAGACGUUGGAGAAAAUGAGAGAUGAGAUGGGUCCUGAAGUGCACAGAUGAUAUGCAGAAUUAUAACUGUCAGAAGAUGGGAAAUUUUUUCUUGAAGUUUCUCCUCUGUGAAAGGGUCGGGGACAGCCUUUGCUUGCUAUGUAAUGUUGCCUUUAAGUACAAUGGUGUAUUUUUGUUCAGGCUUAUGCUCAUUUAUCAAGAACCUGUGAAAAUAAAGAACACAC